This is a messenger RNA of Peromyscus maniculatus bairdii (prairie deer mouse), 1648 nucleotides long. It is a transcript of the gene Spesp1, whose product is annotated as sperm equatorial segment protein 1. NCBI's taxonomy places the organism in Eukaryota, Metazoa, Chordata, Mammalia, Rodentia, Cricetidae. The record is from RefSeq and is a predicted model, not a curated record. Gene Ontology annotation, cellular component: acrosomal vesicle. Gene Ontology annotation, biological process: fusion of sperm to egg plasma membrane involved in single fertilization; acrosome reaction.
CCACCCAUUCACUAGGGCAACCGUUGCGGGGCGCCCGGGCCCUGAUGUGGGACGGUAGGCCGCUGACAUCCCCCCUGCCCCCGCUUUGGGCCCUGAGGUACCCCGGCCUGGUAGCCCCAGGCCGUUCCCGUCGGAUGGCGGAGUGCUGUGAACGACGCCCAUGAAGCCGGUGGUCCUCGUUCUGCUGUGGCUAUGGCCUCCGUCCCUGCUGGCGUAUCCGACCAUAACUGUGUUGCCUGAUGAAGAGCAGAAUUUGAAUCAUUAUGUACAAGUUUUACAGAACCUGAUAAUGAGUGUUCCCACCAGGGAGCAGGGCUCUGGGGAAACGUCCUCAAGUUUUACGGAAGUUCCAGAGCUGAAGUUUUCUCGGUAUGAGCUGAUACACACCCCUGAGGAAGUUACCCCUGAGAAUGACGUUCUGAUCAGGCCCUUCAAUGAGGAAAAGACAACUUUCCCUACUAGCGGCUUCACACUGGGGAUGCAGAGGAAAAGAAAAACCGAAACUACAGCGUUCUGGUCCAUCCGGCCAAAUAAUGUUUCUGUUGUUUUACAUGAGGAGGAACCUUAUAUUGAAAAAGAGCCGGAGCCGGAGCCAGAAUUCGAGGAGCCCCAUUCCAGGCCAUUGUGGCCUCCUGAGCAUGAGUCAGAGGAGGAUCACGAUCUGGAACACGAGCAUGAGCCGGACCACGAGCAUGAGCCGGACCAAGAGCAUGAGCCGGACCACGAGCAUGAGCCGGACCAAGAGCCUGAGCCGGACCACGAGCAUGAGCCGGACCACGAGCAUGAACCGGACCACGAGCAUGAGCCGGACCACGAGCAUGAGCCGGACCACGAGCAUAAGCCAGAGGGCACACGUCAUCAUCAUAGUAUGAUCAUCCGCCCAUGGGUGCCAACCACACAGAUCACCAUAAGAACGAGUACCACCAGCAGCAUGGAUGUCUCCACGGACUCUGAGGACGUGCCCCAGCUCUCAGGCCAGCCGGAAACGGAAAACUUGGAAGACCUCUCUGGACACCACUCCGAGAGUGCAAUACACGAGGAUAUUUUGAGGAAAAUUUCCAAUAUCAAUGUAGAGAUUCAGCAGGGGCCUCUCGGUGACGCCAACAACCCCGAGUACAAGGAGUACAUCAAGGCCUCCAGGGAGCACCUGAAACGGAGCCUGGCCCUGGCUGCAGCCGCCGAGCACAGGUUGGAAGAGAUGUACAGAUCUCACGUCUUCCCCGAGGAGCGGACCAGCGAUUCAGUCGAUGACAUGGAAACAGUUAUCAACAUGCUGUAUAAUUCCAGGUCCAGGUUGCCGGAGUAUUUGAAUAUUAAGCAUGUACCAUCAGAGCUGAGAAAAAAGGUCACCGCCGUGACUAGUGUGUUGAAAAAACUAUUUUGUGCAGAUCAGGUAGAGACGCAACGCCUCAUUAGGAAGCUGUUAAGCAAUAAUAUGAAAAUCCUAAAUAUCCUUAAUGUCCCAUGAUCAAACUCAUUUAAGCAAAGGGCUUGUUCACCGGAAAAUAAGCAUAUUAGUGAUUUUAAAAGUUGCCUAAAAUAUUUUCUAUUAUACUUCCAUGUGCUAACAUCCUUAUGUGUCAUGUCAUAAAAUAUUUUCAUAUGUACUAAAAACCUAACAAUUUUAAAAUAAAAAUUUGCUUCAUGA